Trypanosoma grayi is the source of this 1803-nucleotide messenger RNA. RefSeq names its product putative U-box domain protein. Gene Ontology annotation, molecular function: ubiquitin-protein transferase activity. Bases 1 to 1803 code for a protein of 600 amino acids. The transcript has a single exon. The record is from RefSeq and is a predicted model, not a curated record. Gene Ontology annotation, biological process: protein ubiquitination. NCBI's taxonomy places the organism in Eukaryota, Euglenozoa, Kinetoplastea, Trypanosomatida, Trypanosomatidae.
AUGGCGACUGUCCAGAGGCUUGCCGAGCGGCUUGAGUCCGACUCACCGCUAACGGAGGAGGAGAUUAUGUACUGGACGGAGGGGAGCGACGUCAUGCGCGCAAGCACAUUCUACGGCCGCAACCUGGAGGAGGCGAAGAGCUGCGUACGGAGCAUAUCCAGUACACUCAUCACCAAGUACCUCAAUAACCCCAAUACGAACGUGGUGCCACUGGAUCACAAAUCACAUAUAUGCCUCGUUCUGAAUAACUUUGCGCUUUACAAACCGGUGCGCAGCUGCAUCUAUGACGUCUUGGACAAGUUGGAAGGCAUCUUCGAGGAAUCGAUACGGGAGGAAGGCAUGCUCCCGUUCAACCCCGACCUUGGGCGCAUGACGGAGCAUGUCGCGGUGCUGCUGAUGCGCGUGACCGGGUACAAACUCAAGGCUGCCAACGUGCUGGAGUUUACAGACGGCAACGCACAGUUCUCUGUGCAGCUGAUGCUUGCUAUUCUGCUGAAGGAGCCCGCGUACGAGCUUGCACUUCGGUGUAACUGCAUUACNGCCAUUCUCGGAUUUACGCAGCCGCAAGCCUUCUUUGAGUCCUCAAAGGCUUUGGAGGAGAGGUCCUGUGAGGAAUUCACGGAAAAGAUUGACUCUAUGCUGAACUUGAUGCUCCGCUUAAAGGCCGUUCAGGUGCUUAGUGAUGUCUUGACCGAGCAGCUUGACCACAAGAACGCGGUGACACCGCUGAUACACGUGGCGACGUGCAGCUCGAUGCGUUGCAUCAUAAACAUCUUCCGCUUCUCAUCCACGCGGUCGACGCAGUGGCGGCAGCAUGUUCUUCUCUCCACAACAUUGCUCGACCAUUCGGUGACGCUGUACAUGCAUCUGCAGUGCGAGGCGCUGCAGAAGGUGUUGGAUAGAUCAAAGCCCAGCGUCAAUGUCGAGAUGCUUCGCGGCAUGUCGCUGGGCUUCAAGUUUGCCUCCCUUUGCACCUUCCGCAUGAACCACCACGCCAGGGAGGCACGUCUCUUCUGCCCUUACCUGCAUGACAUGCUACAGCUGUCGAUCCGUCCCUUAAUGCAGGACCCGGCGGUGGCGGGAGUGCUCAUGCGCGUGUUCGUGGAUAUGUUCCACUUCAUGGCCAACAUAGACGCCCUCGGUGGCGAUGGCGAUUUCGCACCGGGUGAUCUUCUUCCGCAGCUUUGCAGCGAGGAGCUGCUGAAGAGCGUGGAGGCGUUCUUGCAACAAGAGGUGGCGACCGGCGGGAUGCAGUGUGUGGAGGCAUGGCACAACGCCCUCAGGACGGUGGAGCCGGACACGCUGGUUGAGCGCGACUCCCCGACGUUUGCUGUGCUAGAGAGAAUCUUCAGCGACAUGGAGGCGCAGCAUCGGCUCGCCCCCGGCGGGGGGGCUAGAAGGGGCGAGAAGCGUUUCAUCAACGAAAUGCCGCUGUCGCACACAAAGCCGGCGGAGGCGAAGAUGUCGAUUGAGAACGCUGCUGCACCUGUGGACUCGACGCAGCGCAUCGGUGUGGUGCGGCAAGACGUCAUCUCAGGCUCCGAGCCCGCUCUGCUGUGUGCCCUCACCGGCAACGUUAUGAAGAAGCCUGUCGUGUCGCCGUACGGUCACACGUUCGACCAGGAGGCCAUUCUCGCGUGGCUGCAGCAGAACGGCUCAGUGUGCCCUAUCACCGGCAAUGUACUUACCGCAGAUGCACUGAAGCCUAACAAGGAGGUGACAGCAAUCAUCAUGAAGCAGGUCAUCCAGCAGAGCAUGUCCGGGUACAACCAGGAAAACGAGGCGGAUCUCUACGACUUCUAG